Molecule: messenger RNA, 1863 nt
Organism: Liolophura sinensis
Lineage: Eukaryota; Metazoa; Mollusca; Polyplacophora; Chitonida; Chitonidae
Product: nitrilase and fragile histidine triad fusion protein NitFhit-like
Exons: 10
Coding region: 110-1525 (471 amino acids)
Molecular function (GO): hydrolase activity, acting on carbon-nitrogen (but not peptide) bonds, in linear amides
Source: RefSeq, a predicted model, not a curated record
CUGUGAGGGAAAACCCCGUGAAAGCGUAGUGUCCGUGAAUGAAAAUGUUUUAUAUGUUUUAAGUUUCACACUAUUAAAUUAGGUGGGAAAAGGUGAGAUAUAUUGAUCUAUGAGGAUAUUUUCUCACCUUGGGAGACGAGCUUUGACUGUUGUGGAAGCUUGCAGACAGCAGAAGUGUGGAAUGGCUGACAUGGUCGGGCAUGGCCGCAGGUGUGUGGUGGGAGUGUGUCAGAUGAACUGCACCUCUGACAAGGAGGCUAACUUCAGCGUCGGUAAAUCACUCAUCACCAGGGCAAAAAGGCGAGGUGCAAAGAUGGUAUUUCUGCCAGAGUGUUUUGAUUAUGUUGGAGAAGACAAGGAAAAGUCCUUAAGCAUGGCAGAGACGUUAGAGGGAGAUCUUAUAACACGGUACAGACACUUGGCUAAGGAGCAGGAUGUCUGGCUGUCUUUAGGUGGAUUUCAUCACAAGGGUCCUCCAGGAGAUGGGAAAGCAGCGAUAAAGAACAUGCAUAUUAUCUUGGAUAAUCAGGGGGACAUCAAAGCUCAUUACAGUAAAACACAUUUGUUUGACAUUGAAAUAAAGGAUAAAGUUUGUUUGAAGGAGAGUGAUUUUGUAAUACCUGGACAAAAGAUUGUACCUCCAGUCCCUACACCUGUUGGGAAAGUUGGGCUGGCUAUUUGCUACGACCUACGCUUCCCAGAAUUGUCAAUUGCGUUAACUCAGCAAGGGGCGGAGCUUCUGACCUUCCCAUCAGCCUUUACUCAGACAACUGGCUUAGCACACUGGGAGAGCCUUUUAAGGAGCCGAGCCAUCGAGAACCAGUGCUAUGUCCUUGCUGCCGCUCAGACAGGGAAACACAAUGCUAAGCGCACAUCAUAUGGGCACGCUAUGAUUGUAGACCCUUGGGGGUGUGUAGUUGCCCAGUGCCAUGAAGGAGUGGAUGUGUGUUUUGCAGAGGUAGACCUGGAUUACCUGCACAAGGUGCGCACGGACAUGCCAGUACAACAGCACCGGCGUCAAGACCUCUACGGUUACAUUUGUGUGUCUCACAUAGGUGAGAUUGAAAGUGAUGACAGCUACCAGUUUGGAGAUUUUUCAAUACGAAACACACAGGUGUUUUUUCGCUCAGCGCUGUGCAUAGGUUUUGUCAAUAUCAAACCUGUAGUACCUGGUCAUGUAUUGGUGGCCCCACUUCGACCUGCUAAAAGAUUUGCAGACUUAACACAGCCUGAAGUGUCAGAUAUGUUUGCCUGUGUUCAGAAGAUUUCUGGAGUAUUGGAGGGAGAAUACGGGGCUAAGUCUCUCACGAUUGCUGUACAGGACGGAGAACAUGCAGGCCAGACAGUGCAGCAUGUCCAUGUUCAUAUCCUUCCAAGAAAGCCAGGAGAUUUUGCCUUCAAUGAUGACAUUUACAAAGAGUUGGAUGCCCAUGAUAAGAAUGUAACAAGUGAUAAAUCCAAACUGCGUUCAGAGGAAGACAUGGCGGAAGAGUCCUUUCGACUGAGAAAAUUAUUCCGUCAGUGAAUUCCUGUGUCCCUUGCAUUCAUCUCAGAAUAUUAAUUGAAAGUGUAAAGAAAUAUAUCCAAACCAGAAUGUAAGUAGAAAGAAACUUUUUUUAUUUGCGAAUGUAAUUUUUAAAUUAUUUCUCAAAAUUUGGGUGGAGGACAAAGAUGAGAUUUAUCCAGUGUACAUUUUAAUCAUGCCUGUACUAUGUACUGUGUUCAAAUUGUUAUUAUUUUCUUGUUUUGGUAAAUUUAGUAAAUACAUGUAGUUUUCAUAUGUAUUCAGAAAAUGGGUUAUGAAGGAAUAUGAUUAUCCAAUUAAAUCAUGCAAAACUCGAAGAAUAAAAAAAAACUGCAUUC